Molecule: messenger RNA, 2363 nt
Organism: Bemisia tabaci
Lineage: Eukaryota; Metazoa; Arthropoda; Insecta; Hemiptera; Aleyrodidae
Source: RefSeq, a predicted model, not a curated record
GAUUCGGCGAUAGAUCACGAUUACACGAUUCCUGAUCCAUUACUAUCGCAAUGGCUCCAAAAUUAAGGUGAGAUCACCGUGAAGCAUACCCUUUUUUUUAUUAAAAAAAGGAAAAAUAACAUUUAUUUGGCCAAUUGAUUACUUUGUUCUAAUGAUAUAAAUCAUUGCAAUCUAAAAGGAAACUUAUAGUUCCAAAUUUAAAAAAGAUGUAACUCAGUGUAUUGUUCAAAAUUGUGAAAAUCCUUCAGGGCAUACCUUAAUGGGCCGCGAAAGAACACACCUUAGCAAGUUUUGUUCAUCGAUGCUUGUAACUUCUCAACACUUUUCGUCUCUCCUGAAAAAUUGUAUCUUUGGACUUUAAGUAAUUGCCUUCUAAAAGCAACGCUUUUAUUAAAGGUCUCUCAUCUUCAGCCGCAUUGUAGAUCGAGAUCCAAGAUUAGAGAUAGAGAAAGUGCAAGUAUCGGUAGAUGACCGCUUGAGUUGGUGGAGGAUUUACCAAAAUUCACGGUAAGUAACUUCCUACGAACUUACUUGUCAAAAUGUUAAGAACAGCCCCCCCCCCAAAAAAAAACUACACAGUCGCAUUGUUCCUCAUAACACCUGGCGGCGAAGAACCUAUUGACACUUACAAAAGCUCUGAUGGGAAAAACUCCCUGCUAGAGAAUGAGACUGUAAAAGUGAUGCAUUUUGAAAAUCAGACGGCUUCUAAUGUGAAAUUUCUCCAAAAUUGUACCAGGAGACCUCUCUCAAUGUCAUUUUAAAUUUGGCAAUAGAUUAUGCGAAGCACCUCACUGAUCAGGACCUUUUAAAAGAGAAGCUCAACAUUUUCUGAAGUGUACAUUUCCCGAGAAGCGCAAACUCCAUCUACCGGCACUCCAUCGAAACCGCUUAAGCAGGCAAUUUUUUUACUUCAAUUGAAAGAAAUAUACCGGCGGUGCAGCGGUAGUUGAAACAAAUGAGAAGUCGAGAAAAAAUUCCAAAUGUGAUUCAUCGGCGAAAAAACUACGAAGAUCCAAAACAAUUGACGUCGCUGAUUUUUGCCACGGCAUUUGAUGACGUCAGAGAGGUAGUUCCGAUGAUCCUUGUGUGGAUGCGCAACACCCAAAGACUUCAUUUCUGAUGACAGAUUUAAACCAGGUUCUGACGUAUAACAACGGGAAGAUAAAAAAAUCCAAGUAAAAAGUUAUGACGUAAGCACGUUGCCAUUAUGAGGUUUUUAAGCGCUGAGUUUUUUCAUCGAAUUCGACAGAGAAGCGUCCAAAAAACCGGUAGUCAUCUGAAAAUGUUACGUGCAGUUGACAGCAGCGAUUGUUUCAGGGAAAGGGAGAGGGGGGGAGGGGAUUCUCGUCACCAGAAAAUUUGCGGUUACGUUCACCCAUUUGCCAAAGUUGGACAGCUCGGGCGGUUUUUCACUCCACAAUUUCUAUUCUUAAGAGUGGCUUUCCAUGGUCCUCCCUAAGUUCAUAGAAGUGGUUAACAGUGCGACGAUUCACAAUUUCAGUUCACGAGGUACAAUAUAAGUAAUAAAUUUCCUGCGUGUGCCCUAUAUUCAGUGCUACAGAUGUGCAUGGUGAAGGUGUUGAUUACAGUGGCAGCGCUAGUGGUCAGCGGCGGCUCGUCGGCCCCUCUCUCUCGACUGAGCUUUGAGAAGGGCGACUUGCUGAAGACGAGUAGGCUGGGGUUCCGGGUCUGGAGGCACUUCAAUUUGCCGCCGCAUCACUACUAUUACGCCCUCUCGGACCAUGAGAUCUUCUCGACGACCGUGGAGCCCCAGACAGAGUAUUAUUCGGACGAGGUAACCAAAAAGGUCAAGCUCCGAUCCGUCUUGUACACCCUUGACGUGAAAACCCCUCGAAAGGAAUUCGACUCCAUCCUCAUGACGAAAGCCCGGGUCCGGGGGGCCACCAUCGGGGACACGGGCAUCGCCCUGGCGCGCAGGAUGAGCCAGAUGAUCCUUUUCUACCACACCACGCGCUGCAACAACUACCACUACAUUGAUUACGUCGUCCACGGCAAGACUUUCGGCAGGUGGUGGAAGCCGCUAUACUGGCCGAAGCACCCCGAGUGCCCGGUCCACCUCGUCAUCGAGUCUGGGACGAAUGUUAGCGAUCCGACUAAGCCUGGAUAUGUCACAUCGUUGAGGAAGAAGAAGGGAGAAGAAAUGCUGCCUCACCUGAAAAAACCUUGAAUCGUGAAGGAGAUCUGUGUCAGUUCGUUGAUGAAUCCGUGAGGAUGUUGCUGUUGAGCUUAAGCGUGGCAGCUAGAUCUUCGGUUCCGAUCACCCAGCUGAGUUUCCAGAAGGGCGACGUGAUCGUGCACGGAGGCCAGUACUUCUACCACAUCCUCAAGAGGGUGAACCUGCC